Messenger RNA from Cylicocyclus nassatus, 1098 nucleotides. The record is from the annotation of a GenBank genome assembly. NCBI's taxonomy places the organism in Eukaryota, Metazoa, Nematoda, Chromadorea, Rhabditida, Strongylidae.
AUGCGAUUACUAAUUAUUUUAUCUAUACUGGUUAUUUUGUGCUCAGCUUACGAGGAUCUCUACAUUCUUAUUGAUGAAAUCAGUUUAUAUAAUUGCAGAGGAGUCAAAAAUGAAAUAAAAAUAGAAGAUGAAGAUGUAAAUAUUAUUAAUGAAAAGGGAAACAAGGUAUAUUACAUCCACGCUCCUGGAAACUACUCAUUGCACUUCAAGCGGAUCAAAGUGGAGAAAGAUUUUGGCUUUUUAGCCGGUGAAAUUGGCGUUACACUACAAGUGCCCAUUAUCGAAGGACCAGCUGGUAUUCGAUUUGACUUACCGUAUACGAUGGUGCCAGAAACUGGAUUACUUUCACAACAAUGCGAUGAAUUUAGUGGUAUAAUCGAAAGAAAUGGACGACAAUAUUGCAGAUAUUGUGAUUUGUGCGGGGUUGGAGAGCGUCUGCAAGAAGAACUGAAUGGAGAAGGGCAUCAGUUUCUACCUUCUUUGCCUGGUGAUACCCAGACAGACGGUCAGAGGUGUGGGUCAGUAUCUGCCAGGGAGUACGAUUUCAAGAGAACCAUCAGCUUACCAAACAGAAACACUCUCGAGCAGCUAAUCCGAAGUAAAGUGCAAGGAGUGGAUGAUGAAGUCAAAAAGAGACUUAACAAAGGGCGAGGCCGUUUUCAAGUGUUUCUCAAUCUCAUAGCUGCAGACAAACCUUCUAUUUCAAAAAAGCGAUGGUUCGAAGGUUCCAAAGAGUGCAAAUGCUGUGAAUCUCCGACAACAUCAUGCGGUUCGCUGGCAUAUCUCUACUGCAACAUUGAAGACUGUAAAAGUGGCUGGGCGUUACAGUGCUUGCAUAACUCCGCUAGAAUAGCUGCUUGUUACACUGUGGAAUUCAAUUACAGAAUGACAACAUCAUACGCGGAAGUGAUACAGUUCCUCCAGCAGAAUGGCUAUCCUGACCAGGAAGUGAUUUCGACGGUUCCACAGCCAACGCAAAGGGCAAAAUCUCCUCCGGAUGAGCCAGUACCUGCUGCAACGCAGGAAAUGUCAUUAUCUGAGCGAUGUGUAGCAGCGAUAGAAGAACGGAAAACGCAUCUGAGGAGGUUUGCUUCUUAG